Dothidotthia symphoricarpi CBS 119687 is the source of this 1079-nucleotide messenger RNA. RefSeq names its product ribosomal protein L10e. Gene Ontology annotation, molecular function: structural constituent of ribosome. The record is from RefSeq and is a predicted model, not a curated record. The transcript is spliced from 3 exons. NCBI's taxonomy places the organism in Eukaryota, Fungi, Ascomycota, Dothideomycetes, Pleosporales, Dothidotthiaceae. The coding region runs from base 70 to 735 and encodes 221 amino acids. Gene Ontology annotation, cellular component: ribosome; cytosolic large ribosomal subunit. Gene Ontology annotation, biological process: ribosomal large subunit assembly; translation.
GUUCGCGCACCUGCUAUCGCUCAUUUCGACCGUCGGACACGCGCUCACUGAUCUCAAACAGUCGACAAAAUGGCUCGCCGUCCCGCCCGUUGCUACCGUUACUGCAAGAACAAGCCCUACCCCAAGAGCAGGUUCAACCGUGGUGUUCCCGAUGCUAAGAUCCGCAUUUUCGAUCUCGGCCGCAAGAAGGCCAACGUAGACGACUUCCCUCUCUGCAUUCACCUCGUCUCCAACGAGUACGAGCAGCUGUCCUCCGAGGCUCUCGAAGCCGCCCGUAUUUGCGCCAACAAGUACCUCGUCAAGAUUGCCGGAAAGGAAGGUUUCCAUCUCCGUGUCCGUGUCCACCCAUACCAUGUCGUCCGUAUCAACAAGAUGUUGUCGUGCGCUGGUGCCGAUAGGCUCCAAACCGGUAUGCGUGGUGCUUUCGGCAAGCCCAACGGUCUUGUCGCCCGUGUGAACAUUGGCCAGAUCCUCAUGUCCGUCCGAACGAGGGAUGCGCACCGCGCCACCGCCCUUGAGGCGCUGAGGCGAUGCCAGUACAAGUUCCCCGGUCGCCAGAAGAUCAUCGUCUCCAGGAACUGGGGUUUCACCCCUCUCCGCCGCGAGGAGUACGUCGAGAAGCGCCAGGAGGGCAGGAUCAAGAUCGACGGCGCCUACGUCCAGUUCCUCCGCAACAAGGGUAACCUUGCGUCGAACAUGAAGCGCUUCCCCCAGGCUUUCGCUCAGGAGGCUUAGAUUUUGGGCGAGUGAUGAGAGCGUUCGAUGAUGAUCAUGCACAUUGGGUCAAAUGGGAUACCGGUUCAAGGCGUUUUCAGUCAUGAAUGAGGUUGAGGGUGAAUAUCUGCGGGAUGCGCUGUAGAGAAGAACCAAUAUUCAGCCCGACAAUGACAAUGAUACAACAAGCAUGAUCCUUAAUCUGAUGUUGAGUACCGUGCUGGUGAUGUACAUUUGAACUGAUGCUCAGUAAGACCUUGAGGCCCGUACAUCUUGCGCCCGCGCACGCGUUAUUGGAAGUCAAUGGAAUACAGAAUUGGUAAACUUCACUUGAUAGAUUUUCCUCUCCAUAGUAGUAGUGUCAC